UUUACAACGGAGGCUGGGCUGGUGGGGCGCGGCUGGCGGCGGCUCGUUAGGGCGGUUUGAUGGAGACGGAAACCGGAUCUGGGGCGCAGCUAUGGGGAGAGGACGAGGCAGUGGAAGCCCUCGCGGCACCCCCGGAGGAAAGGGGCGAAGGCGAAGGUCGUCCGGAGGAAGAUCUGGAAACUGCCAUGGAGGUGGAGGAGGAGGAGAAAAAGGAGGAAGGAGAAAAAGGGGGAAACGGAGAGGAAGGGGAGACCCCCCAACCUGCGCUGGACUUGGGUGACUCUGAGCACCAGGAAGAUGCAGACGUCCUGAGGCUAGACACAGGCGACGAAAGUGCUGACAGUGGAGGAGGAGGCAGCUGCAGCAGUGAUGGGGAUGGAGACAAGCCGGGAACAGCACUGCAGCGGCUGGGGUCAGAAGGGGACGUUCCUUUCCCAGAUACCUUCCAGACGAACAAUCUCCUGUUCUACGAGCGAUUCAAGGCCUACCAGGACUACAUGUUGGCUGACUGCAAAGCCUCGGAGGUGAAAGAAUUCACAGCAGAGUAUUUGGAAAAGGUCCUCGAGCCAUUCGGGUGGCAGGCGAUCUGGCGCACCGACGUGUUCGAAGUUCUGGUCGAGGUGGUCGAUGUGGAGUACUCGACUCUGAAGGCCGUGGUCCGACUCAGCGACCCUUUCUUGUGUGAGCCCCAAGGGGCCACCUUCACUUUGGGGUUUAUGCAGGAAUUGCUGGCCCUGAAGGGGAAUCAGCUGCUGUUGCAGGAGUUGUGGGUCGCAUUUGACGAAUCCGGGGAGUUUGACCAGACAGCCCUCGCCAUUGAGCACGUCAGAUUUUUCUACAAGCAUGUUUGGCGGAGCUGGGAUGAAGAGGACGACGACGACUUUGAUUACUUCGUUCGGUGCGUGGAACCUCGCCUCCGGCUGUAUUAUGACAUCUUGGAAAACCGUGUCUCUUCCGCGCUCGUCGCAGACUACCACAACCUUCUGUCCCAGUGCGAGGAGCUUUACCGCAAGUUCCUGAACAUCAGAAACAGCCUCUCGGGCAGCGAUUCUGACUCCGAAGCAGAAAAUGUCUCCGUGGUGGAAGGGGUGAAGCUCUACGACAGGAUAGAGCACUUGAAACAAAAGCUGAAGCUGAUAGAAAAUCCUCUCUUGAGGUACGUAUUUGGCUAUCAAAAGCACGCUCGUCUUCAAGCAAAGGGGAUUCGGCCGGCCGGCACCACGAUCACCCACGUGGUAUCUGCUACCGUGACGUCCAACAUCUUGGCUUGUCUUCUCAGAGACAAGCUUUCUCCAGCUUCUUGUAAUGAAGAGAUAGAAAUACAGUUCCACAGUGAUCCACUCUCUGCUAUGAAUGCUUGCUAUGAAGGAGACAGGAUCAUAAUUUGUCCAGGUCAUUAUUCAGUAGAGGGAGCGUUGUACGUCGCGGAUUCGAUUGAACUGGAAGGCUACGGCUUCCCGGAUGACGUCGUGAUAGAAAAACGAGGGAAAGGAGACGCUUUUGUUGAAUGUGCGGGAGCUGACGUGAAAAUCUCCAACUUGAAGCUAAUCCAGCAUGAUGCGAUAGAAGGCAUCUUAAGCGUUCAUCAAGGGAAAACCAAGCUUGAGAACUGCGUCUUGCAGUGUGAGACGACAGGUGUCGCUGUCCGCAAGUCCGCUGAGCUGUUCAUGAAGAAUUCAGAUUUGUAUGGUGCUAAGGGUGCUGGUGUAGAAAUUUAUCCGGGCAGCACGUGUACCUUGAUGGGAAAUGGCAUCCAUCACUGCAAAGAGGGAAUCCUCAUAAAAGACUUCCUGGAUGAACAUUAUGAGGUUCCCAAGAUCACUCUGGUGAGCAAUGUAAUUCAUAAUAACGAAGGGUACGGCGUCGUCUUGGUGAAACCUGCCAUCUCAUGUGAUGCCACAGAAGCAACUUUAGCGAGCUUGGAAGGAAAGAUCACAGAUAUCCCGUCCUCUGGGGAAGUUCUCUGCACAGUGGGCGAAGAAGUACCCGAACGGGCGAGUGGUGAAUUAGACCCCUAUGGAAGAAUGGAUGCCGCCAAGCACACGGAGGGCAAUUCAGAAAUCACAAACGAACUUUCAGCUGCAUCUCUGAAGAAGAAGCAGUUGCGCAAGAAACGGCUGAGUAUCCUGGGCAUCACGGAGGCAGACAACGACUUGAUGUCUCAGGAAAUGUUUGUGUCCAUCGCGGGCAACCAGUUCAGGCGAAAUGGGAAAGGCAGCUUCGGAACGUUCCUUUACUGACUUCCAGGAGUGGCGGUGAGGACAUCUGUCCGACUCCAGAAUAUUUCAAACCAUCCAGCACCCCUCUGUCUUUUCAUUUGAUGCCUUUUAUGCUUCAGUGUGAUCCUGGCGUAUUUGUUUCUGGUUUUUAACCACACACACAUCCUUUGCACAAAUGAAACCUUGUAUUCUCGGCAGCGGGUUUAGAGCCCUUCACUCGAGAAAAACAACAAAACUUUGUUCCCUGACAGUUCUUUGAUAAGCGCCUUCUCUUUUGUUCCGUUCAUCACUUGUUUUAUUAUAGUAUUUAUCUCUAAUAUAUCACACCCCUUUUUAAUAAAAAAAAACAAAGCCCUAGGCAUUGCUAGAAAAGGGGGAAUUAUGUAGGGUUGUUUUUUUUAUCUCUCAACCACAACUCAAAGGUCAUGUGUGUUUCCCAUGUAAUGAUAGUGUUCUAAUUUCAGCUGUGUUUAAAUAAAACAUGUAGGAAAUGA
This is a messenger RNA of Sphaerodactylus townsendi, 2713 nucleotides long. RefSeq names its product SHC binding and spindle associated 1 (gene SHCBP1). NCBI's taxonomy places the organism in Eukaryota, Metazoa, Chordata, Lepidosauria, Squamata, Sphaerodactylidae. Gene Ontology annotation, biological process: fibroblast growth factor receptor signaling pathway. The transcript has 13 exons. The record is from RefSeq and is a predicted model, not a curated record. The coding region runs from base 60 to 2240 and encodes 726 amino acids.